Molecule: messenger RNA, 1107 nt
Organism: Exophiala bonariae
Lineage: Eukaryota; Fungi; Ascomycota; Eurotiomycetes; Chaetothyriales; Herpotrichiellaceae
Exons: 2
Coding region: 1-1107 (368 amino acids)
Molecular function (GO): 2-oxoglutarate-dependent dioxygenase activity
Source: RefSeq, a predicted model, not a curated record
AUGGCGAAGCCAGUGAUUCCAGUCAUCUCUUUCGAGCCAUUCUUGAACGGCCAGGCAGCUGACCGCAAAAUGGUUGCCGAGCAAGUUUACGCUGCCUUUCGGGAUAUUGGAUUCAUGUAUGUAAAGGACACGGGUAUCAGCCAGGCAAGAAUCGACGAGCUAUUCGCCCUUGCCAAGGACUUUUUCGAUCUCCCUCUAGAUUUCAAACAACGUUAUGCACUGCGUGAUCCCACUGAGAAUCAAGGUUACAGUGCUCAGGGCAAGGACAUGGGCUUUGACCAUGAAAGCAAGGCUAUGAAGAAGGAUUACAAAGAAGCAUACGAACAUCGACGGUACAAGAACGAGUUAUGUCCAACGGCUGAAGAGCUUGCCGCAUACAACCCCAGAAUCAGCGACUUUCAUGCUAUCCUUGAUGGUUUCUACAAAGAAGCCUUCAAGCUGUCGGAAGAAGUUUUGGCGUGCCUCGCUCUCGCACUGGACCUCCCGGGCGGCGAGGAAUACUUCAAGCCCAUUACUGGAGACAGUGAUCCUCAACUCCGACUUCUGCAUUAUCCCCCGGUGCCUGCAUCUGCUAUUGCAGCCGCUACGGCUCAGGAUGGAGCUGGCAAAGAUGGAAGAAUCCGCCCCCAUUGCGACUACAGUUUAUGCACGCUGCUUUUCCAGGAUUCUAUUGGCGGUUUGGAAAUCGACCCUUUUCAUACGGGAAAGUUCACUCCAGCGCCACCAAAGAGCGGCACUGUCUUGAUCAACAUUGGAGAUUUGUUGCAUAGACUGCUCAACGGCCGCGUAAAGAGCACGAUGCACCGUGUUGUGGCUCCGGAAGCGUUCACUUCCGAGGAUGGCUCCGAGCCGAUAUUGCCAUCGCGCUAUUCGAUCCCAUUUUUUGUGCAUCCGGUGCCUGAGGCUCUGAUCGAACCCAUCCUGCUGGACCCAGCCGAGAAGAAAAUGUACAAGGAGGUCAAUGCUGGUGAUUGGAGAUCAUGGCGCACAGCCCGAAAUUAUAUGAUGCCUGAGAGGGAGCAAUACUUCUUGGAUAAACUCGGCAUCGCCCACGAGCUUCCCCAGAAUGCUGCAGCGCUCGGAUGUGUUACUGCUGGCGGGAACUAG